Columba livia (rock pigeon) is the source of this 16123-nucleotide messenger RNA. It is a transcript of the gene NCOA2, whose product is annotated as nuclear receptor coactivator 2. Gene Ontology annotation, cellular component: nucleus. The transcript has 24 exons. The coding region runs from base 7901 to 12292 and encodes 1463 amino acids. Gene Ontology annotation, biological process: cellular response to hormone stimulus; positive regulation of transcription by RNA polymerase II. NCBI's taxonomy places the organism in Eukaryota, Metazoa, Chordata, Aves, Columbiformes, Columbidae. The record is from RefSeq and is a predicted model, not a curated record. Gene Ontology annotation, molecular function: nuclear receptor binding; protein dimerization activity.
UCACCGGGAAAUAAUGAUACCUGAAUCGUAGUUUUGUGUUAGCCUGUACACUUCUGUUUGAAGUGUGCAUAGGUGGGAGCCCACUGUCCAAAUACACUUGUAAUUUAGCAGGAAGAGGGUCUCCUUGUGGAAGGAGAACAGCUUGUUUCUUCAGUAAUAAUGGAUUGGUUUUGUAUUUCUCUUUUUUUAUCCUUUGGAGCAGUAGGGAGCAGGUGAAUAGACUUUAGAACAGAUAGUAUUUUUAUGGUAUUUAAGUAGAGUUUGAGCUAAGCAUAUAGUAUCUGGCUCUGACAGUUAUAGCAGACCUCUGUUGCUACUGUAAAUAAGUAGGCAGUUUCAGACUGCCAGGCUUGUUACUUAACGCUGUUUUGUUGUUGUUCUUAGUUUGCUGCCAUUGUGGCUAAAAGCAGUAAUUUCUUUUUUAUCCCUUUGGGUUUUUAUGUACCGAACUAUAAAGUCAACUCUAGCCAGUUAAUUUCCUGGCUCUUUACAACUAGAUAGCCGUGUUGGGCCACCUGGUGGGCUCCUCUCAUGGGGGAAGUCUCUGUGAGUGUUUGAAGGGAGGGGGCUGCUGGUCCUCUGUGUGGGAUGCUCUUGGAGAAAUGAUAGUGUUGCACACCGUCGUUAAUGUCAUAUUAAAACUAUCAUUCCCCAAGGCAGGGCACUUAUUUGCUUACAUGCAGCUUAAGACCCCUGUGAAUGGAAACUGAUUGUUUUAUCACAGUUGGCACCUCCUACAUAGUUUUCAGGACGCUUGCUUGUUUACGUCAGCAUUGGUGUCACAAAUAGCAUAUACCAGGUUUGUGCAUAUUUGCAUGUACAGUUGCGUAUGCAGGCACGUAUGGAUGCUCAUACGUUUGCGUCCCUCCCUUCUUUUGGCAUUUGCUUCAUGGGGACUGGAACACAGAAGUCAGCUCCAUUGUGUCAUGUGAGAUAAAGAUAAAAAUUGCUCCCAAAUGGUUAAUCCCCAAGUUUAUGAGAAGUGCUGUGGUAAGUUUAAUGUUCAUAGCCGGUCUUGGUCGUCUACAGUUUUGAACAAAAUACUUUACAUGUACUCAACCUUCAGAAAUAUUAAGAACAACUUUAAAAAGGUUGAUCAUGCGAAUAUUUGAAGAAUCAUGUAAUUUUUAAUACAUCUUGGUUGGUGAGCAUUAUGCAAUAAAUGCCUGACAAAGGUGGUGUCAUCAUCUCAUUUUUUCAGCCACCAUACUCUUAUUUUGUAUAAAAACUGAAGAUUUCUCAACUUUGUUUUUUCUCAAGCUUCUGGUCUUUACUAGCGAAAGGAUCCACAUAUGACGUGCAGUAUACCUGCAAUGCCUGAAGACACUUCUUCACUAAAUGUGUAAAUCUCCUUGUGUUCCUUGUUGUGCGUUCUGGUGGUGUCAGUGCUAAAUUUGAAACUCGAGACAUAUGAGGAAGGAAUGCUUUACUGCUAUCAGGAAUUAUACUUUUGGAAUAAGACAGUUCAAUUUAAGUUUUUAAACUGGAGCUGUGCUAUUUGGGAGAGAAAAUAGUCAAAGAUUGUGGUGGAAAAAUUACAAAAUACUGGGGAUUUACUUGCAUGUGAUGUAUUGCAUUAAACAGAAGCUCUGAAGUAAAAGUUAAUUAAGAGUAAUGUUUUUGUUUUUAUAAUCAUUUAGGAUGUAGCUUGCUCAUUAUAAGGUUGAAAGGCUCUGUCGAAAGAGGCUCGCAAGCAGGCUGUAAUGUUGACAUUGCCAACUUUUCCCUCUGUCCUGAAACAAACCCAGUCAGAGCUGGCCCAUCUGCAGGGAGCUCAGGUUUUGCAGCACGAAGAACAAAGUCAGCGAGCGAGCCAGCUGCCGCUACAAUGCCCACUGUCUUCUGCUCCUUGCCUUUGUUGCCGAUGUCACUGCCUCACUGGCAAAAUCUGGGCUUCUGCGCUCAGCUGGAGUUUCUUUAGCACCUGACACCAGAAUUGCAGAAAUGGCAGAGGCUCGCGAGGUCUGAGCGUGGAGGAUGCUGUCAGUUCAUUUGAAAGAAAAAGCCGAACUAAAGACUGGUACCGAAUUCAUGUAUAAAUGUAACUCUCUUUGUCUGGCGAGCGCUCAUAGAUUGUGUGUUGGAGGAAGGGAAUACUGAACUAAAACUGUUCUCGCUGUGUUCAUUUUCUGUACGUUUGCUAUGGUUGACAUCUCUAAACAAGGCAGUUUGUAUACAAAUAGGUGUAAAGUAUUUAGCAGAUUCCACACAUUUCUGCAGUAUUAUAGGCAUUAAAAUGCUGAGUAUUCAUUUAUUUCUGUGUUUGGCUUUGGAGGUCAGAGGUCAGAUGUGUUGUUACAGUAUAUACUCCUCUGUGUGACACAACAUUUUAAACUAAGAACAGAGUAACAUUGUUUACUUCAUGGAAGGCAUAUUACAGCAUCCCUUCAUUCACGUUUUUCUGCUAUUAGUUAAUUUAGUUACAGGCAGCUGCUCUGGCAAGAUCUCUUAUUUUUAUUGUUAAAUGAGGUGAAGUUCACUGCAGUACUUGAUUUUUUUUUUUUUUUCUUUUAAUUAGUUGUUAAAACAUUCUCAUACUCCUGGUGGCAGAUAAUGUCAAAUUCUUCAAUGUAAUGCUGGGAGCAAGGGAGGCAGAGAGGAAGAAACAGGGAGGGUGAGGGGGGGAGAAAAAAACCCUCCUGAGCAUAUGGAGACAUCCAGAAAAAGAUGUGCAUCGUCAGCUGUGAUUCCAUUGUGUGCUUGCAGACGGGAUCCGAGCUCCUCUUCUCUUGGGAAUUUAAACCUUACAGAAGUAUUCUUUAGCUUUUACCAGUCAGGAUAAUCAAGCUUAGAUAACAUAUAUGUCACAUAUUUACUAUAAAUAAUAUUUUGAUAAUAUUUUAAUAUUUCAGGGAAUAAAUACUGCUGCCAGGACUCCUGCUCUGUGUUGGAAUAUAAUUUUGAAUAGAUAUACAUAUUGGUGAAACGGCAACUUUGAGUAGUAAGAAUAAUCUGUAAUAUUACAUCAGUGGCUACAUAUUACUAAGAUAUCUUACCAGUUCUAUAGUUAGUUUGUCAGCAGUAUUUACAUUAUGCAAACACUCCCUUUUUUUUUUUAAUGAUUCAGUAGCUUAGCCUUUUCAAAACAUACGAAGCAGAAAUGUGACAUGAAAAAUGCCAGCUUGUAUAGUUUAAACAAUUUAGGAUACAGAAUUAGAACAAAAAACCCCCACAAACAACAAAACAAACCAAACCACCACAAACGGAUUGUUUUAAAGCAGUGUUUGUAAAGAAAGCUAUUUUUUCCGUAUUGUGAGUAUUCAGAAAUAGUAUUUACAUGAUAAAAAAACUGAGUGGAAUAAACUAGUUUUCUUUUAUUCAGUCUUGCAUUUACCUAUGAACUAGCAUAGCAUUUCUUCUCCUGAGCAUUUGGAAUAUUUCUGAAUUUAUACAAUUAUUUUGAGUUGAUAAGUAGCUUGAAAAAGAGAUCUUGAAUGUGGUGGAUUUACUGCAUUGUGUUAUGUUACUGUUUAUGAUUUUUCAGUCUUGUUCUAUGGAAAUUGCACAUUAUUCAAGUUACAGACUGAUGUAAAUUUUCCCUAAGAGUUCUAUGGAAAUACACAUAACUCCUAUGGAAAGUGUAUGGUCACUGAGGUGCUUGGCAUUUUGAAGUUUGAUAUUAGUUCAUUAAUUUAAAUGUCUGAAGCUGUACAAUGACUUAUUAACAAUACAGACAUUUUUUUCUUCUGCAGCUGCAUAUUAUACCAUUCCAAGUCUUGCAUUUCCUUAAAUGGCUUCCAUAACAAUCUCCCAUUAAUACAGUUACUGGCAGAUAUUAUUCUUGCUUUGCUCUCAUUUUAGCAGUUAUAACUGAUAGUAAAUCUCACUCUUUCUGUGACUGUGCUGCCAUUACUUCAGUACUCAGAAGCCUCUUUGUAACGUGCAUUUGCUUUUUGCAGUUAAGAUACAAUGUCCUUUGUAAAAAACCUAAUUACACUUUUCCGUUUGUUUUUAAACUUCAAGAAGUUAUUGCUGUUUGGAAAGGAUAACUUGUAUUUUGCUAAAAUACCCCACACUAUAUGGAAACCAUUAAUGUAUUAAUGAGAAGUCAGAGAGUAUAGGUGAGAAAUUAAUUAAAAUAUCUACUGAAUGUGUUGAUUUAUCCAUAAACCUUAGGUAGCAUGGAUCACAUGAGCUUCUGGGGGGCAAUCCUUGGACAUAGCAACAACAAAUAUCUGAUGUAGCAGUGACUGAGAGUUGCUCUUUUGAUGCUUUUUUUAGUGAGCUAUGUAAGAUGUAUUGUUGUUCUCUGGUAGGAUUUAUAGUGGGCAUAUCACAAUUUGCUGCUUUAUUGGCUGCCUCAGUGGAAAAGUCUGAGACUGAAGAAUAGGCAUGGAAAGUAAAAUAACACUUGACUUGUUAGGUCAGAAUUACUAUGGAAUUUUAUUCUUACUCUGCCCAUGUUGUAAUUCAUCUGUGUGUGAGUGGGUUUAGUUUUUCAUUGCUGUCAAUAUUGAUCUCUAAUGAGCCUUGCCUAUGGAUUUUGAAGAAAAUCACUCCAAUUAAAAACAAUGCAGUAUGUCACCUAUUUGUGCCUCACAGAUUAUGUAGGAGGUACUAAAUUGCAUUUAAAAAAGAACUUUAUUAGGAUGUACAUUAGGAAAGUCUGCCUGUGAAUAAAUUUGAUAGUAUAUGUACUGCCACUUUUAUUACAGGUAUUUUUAUGUACUUACAAAUUCAUCAUAUGUCUGUGUGACAGAAUAAAAUCUAAAACAAACAAAAACCACACACACACACAAAACAACAAGCAACAAAACAUUACAAAGAAACCCAAACCCUAAGGUUGUAUGUUUUAAUACUUGUGCGUGUGAGAGUUCAAAUAUCACCCAGUCUACAGCAGAGGUAGACUUUUCUCACCAUGCUUUGAGCUCACAAGGUAGUUCUUCACUCCUUAUUCUUUAUAGUUUCAAAACUAAUGUUAGGACUUGCUGACCAGCCACUUAUGUUACUUCCAGAAGUAAAUGCAGUUAUCGUCAACUAAUUUUACUUGCUACCCUUACAUAAAUUUGAACUUUGGUUUCCAGAGAUAUGAGCAAUGACCUCCUCCUUUUCUAUCAUUUUCCUAAAAUAGAUUAUUUGUGGAGGAAGAUUAUGAAUAUAUACAGAUAAAUACAUUAUUUAUUUUAGCCUAUUUCAAUUAUAUUCACAAGGAGAAAAGCUCAUCUUCAAGUCUAAAUCUUCAUACUUUUUUCUGAAAUAAAAACUUACAACCAGAAACAUACUCUUUUCUUUCAGUAUGGCCAGAAUACUUGUUGCCUUUAUCUUCAAAACAAAAGUCAACCUGUUGAUACUUUACUGGCUAUAAAAUGUAGCUCUAAUAACAUAGUUUAAGGCUUUUUUAAAAAUUAUUUUUUAUUUUAAAUUGCUCGGCAAUUUGCGUUGGCAUUUGCAGUGCAUACAUACUUCUGCUGCUUUUGCUGUAUUUUUUUAGAAUCAUGGCUCACUUUGAUAUAAAGUUAUUGAAUUUUUAACGAGGCCUCAAACUGUUUUCAUGCCACAGUUCUGUAUGAAAAUAGUGUUAACUGCACGAUGGUGAGAUGAUUUGUGACAUCUUCUUUGUGUAAGAAUGAGGGAACCUGAAGACUGUAUGUAGCUGAAAAACAUGUUCACUAAGCUUGCACACUGCAGAUGAUGGUCUCUUCAAAGUACGUCUGACAGUGGUGGUCAUUCACUUACUUCUAGCUAAGCUGUGGAGUUGAUAUUUUGUGUUUUGUUCACAACUUAGAGUUUUUGUGGGGUGAGGAGGUAUCACAUUUUAGGUACCUGGAAUACAGAUGUCCAUUUGCACUGGAAAAGAAAUAAUUGACUCUGCAUGAAUGGAAAGACUAAAGCAUUCUGAAGUCAGAGAACUGUGUGUUACUCUGGGCCAUAUCACUUGUGUUUAGUUAUCAUGUUGACCUUUAAAAGGUUUUCUUUUACCCUUUAGGAGAUGGGGGAUUGAAUGGCGAUGUUGGAAAAUGGCAAGUGUGGAGAAUGGUGGCUAUGGUGUUGUCUCAUAUUGUAACUAAUGCUGAUAAUUGUGUACUGUUUGAGGGAGAGACCCGUUUUUCACGUAGGCCUUUGUGCAGGGCCUAUUUACAGGCCCUUGAGCAGCACCAUUAAGAGCAUUAUGUUGCUGUGAAAGCUGGCUUUAUGCAAGAGUGGUUUCUCUUGAGAUUUGAGGGGCAUCCCAAGAACCUCUCGAUUCUUGUGGGAAUUUGCAUGGGAAUAGGUUACUAGCAUUGCCUUUUGCUGCAGUGUUGGCUUUCUUUUGUUUCAAGCUUCAGAAAGGGCUUGAGAAGGGAAGGCAGAGGACUAAUUUCAUUGUUCAUUACUUCACUGACAGUCUAGUUUAGAUAGAGAACUAAAUCUGGAAUAUACCAGAUUAUACAUCUGUUGGGUAUGUGAGUUUAUUGCUAGUUGGUGCAUAAUUCAAGAUUUACCUGGGAAGAAAGAUCUCAUUCAUAAUAUUUCAAAGGUAGUGCUUCUACUGUGAAACUAUCAUGUAUUGUCUUGGUUUUUCAGUCAGUAUAUUGAUAAGUGUUUUAUGAAUAGAACAAAUGGAAAUUGGCAAAACUUGUCAUUUCCACUGUUGCUACUCGGAGCCCCCUGGGCUCCAGUGUAAUGGUCAGGAGCCACGUAACCUGUGUGCCAGCUCUUGGAGCUGCAGUGCUGGAGGCCAUGUAGGUCAAGAGGAGAGACCCAAAAAUAAAUCAAUGAUAGGAAAAUACCAGUGAGCAGCCAUGCUAGUUGUCAAGAAACAAAAUGGUAGCAGAAUAGUAAUCCUCAUUCACUGGCAUGUGGCAGCUGAAAGACUGGAGAUGAGUGGGAAAUACUGUUGUCUGCAUGGGCACUCUCAUUGUCACUGUUCCUCCGUGGAAGAGGUCUCCCCACCGUGGGCCCGGGGCUGCAUCUGCGGGUGAGACAGCGGCUUCUCUUUGGUGUGUCUCUCUGAACUGCAGGUGCAUAACAGACACUGUAAAUCUCACAAAAUCGCCAAAAAAGUCUAGUAGUGUUUUACUUAAGAAAGAAGUUGUUUCUAAAUUCCUUUUCUCUUGAGGCAUAAUUAGUGUGCUUUUUUCUGUUGAUGACUCUUGUGGUGUAUCUUUCAUUUUCUUUAUGUUCUGCCUUUUUGUUUGUCAGAAUAAGUAAGUAGAAAGCUCUUCUUUGGUAGCUUGCUUGGGUACAUUUGACAUGAAGUACUGUUUGACCUACAAACAGGAGUGCAGGUAUAAUAUUUAUGUGGGUAGUGACAUGCUUCUCUUCCCCGAAGAACUGCGUAUUGCUGUGCGAUGUACGUCAUCUGCUUUUCUGGAGUCUUAAGGACUAUACUAAUGAAGAAAUUGGGCCAGGAGUAUUUGAAGUGGAGAUUCGGAGAAUAAACAUGCUUCUGUAUGUGCAACUCUAAAUAAUGGUUGAAAGACAUGUUAAAAGAACACCAAUUUCUCCUUUUUAGAGAUUUGAAACUUGUGUGUUAUAAUGUCAACCAGCCAAGCAGUCAACCAAAAAAGGAACCAACCCAUUUCACAGAGUUCCCACAGAUUCUUUUGUGAAAAUAAAGGCUGUGUACCUACCAUUAUGCCUGAAAAGUAUCUGAGUCGUGAGGCCCCCUGCACGCACAGCCCCUAGAAAUCAUUGCCUGCCUCACUGAGUCUUGAACCCCUGCUUCAUUCCAUGCACAGAAUGGAUCUGCUGCGGGAAUGAAUCUGGUUGAUGCAGUGGAGAAGGCUGUUCUCUGUCGCACCCCUGCCUCACUUCCAGCAGAAGCCGGGACGCGCGUGGCGGGCGAGGCAGGGGACCGCAGGAGGCGGAGGCCGUGCUGAUGCUCUGUGCAGCUGCAUGCUGCCCUGGGGAACAGGACUCUCUUCCCAGCUGUGCUGCAAACUUCCCAGGUGAUGCUAGUUGCUGAUAUGUGUUCAAGAUGAGUGGGAUGGGAGAAAAUACCUCUGACCCAACCAGGACAGAGUCAAGAAAGCGCAAGGAUCCCGAUCAGCUUGGACCCAGCCCUAAAAGAAGCACCGAGAAACGCAAUCGUGAGCAAGAGAAUAAAUACAUAGAAGAACUUGCAGAACUGAUUUUUGCAAAUUUUAAUGAUAUUGACAACUUUAACUUUAAACCUGACAAAUGUGCAAUCUUGAAAGAAACUGUGAAGCAAAUUCGUCAGAUAAAAGAACAAGAGAAAGCAGCAGCAGCUAAUGAAGAUGAAGUGCAAAAAGCAGAUGUAUCAUCUACGGGUCAGAGUGUCAUCGACAAGGAUGCACUUGGACCAAUGAUGCUUGAGGCCCUUGAUGGGUUCUUCUUUGUAGUGAACCCAGAAGGUAAUGUCGUGUUUGUUUCUGAGAAUGUGACGCAGUACCUAAGGUACAACCAAGAAGAGCUGAUGAACACAAGCAUAUAUAGCAUCCUGCAUGUAGGGGACCACAAUGAAUUUGUCAAAAUCCUGCUGCCGAAAUCCUUAGUGAACGGUGGAUCUUGGUCUGGCGACUCUCCUAGGCGUAAUAGCCAUACCUUUAAUUGUCGGAUGCUGGUAAAACCUCUUGCUGAUCCUGAAGAAUGCCAUGAUAACCAGGAAGCACAUCAGAAAUACGAAACUAUGCAGUGCUUUGCUGUUUCUCAACCAAAUUCCUUCAAGGAGGACGGUGAAGAUUUGCAGUCUUGCUUGAUUUGUGUUGCAAGAAGAGCUCCAAUGAAGGAAAGACCACUUCUUCCUUCAUCAGAGAGCUUUACUACUCGCCAGGAUCUACAAGGCAAAAUAACUUCACUGGACACAAGUACCAUGCGAGCAGCUAUGAAACCUGGCUGGGAGGAUUUGGUGAGAAGAUGCAUUCAGAGGUUCCAUUCGCAGCACGAGGGAGAAAUAUCUUUUGCCAAGAGGCAUCACCAGGAAGUGCUGAGGCAGGGACUAGCGUUUAGUCCUGUUUAUCGGUUUUCCUUGUCUGAUGGCACUAUCGUUUCUGCCCAAACGAAGAGUAAGCUCAUCCGUUCUCAGACGACUAGCGAACCUCAGCUUGUAAUCUCCUUGCAUAUGCUUCACAGAGAGCAGAAUGUCUGUGGAAUGAAUCAGGAUUUGACUGGACAAGGAAUGGGGAAGAUACUGAACCCAAUUAGCUCCAGCAGCCCUGCCCAUCAGGCCAUGUGCAGUGGGAACCCAGGUCAGGAUAUGACCAUCAGUAGCAAUAUAAAUUUUGCCAUAAAUGGCCCAAAGGAACAAAUGGGCAUGCCAGCAGGCAGGUUUGGUGGUUCAGGGGGAAUGAACCAUGUGUCAAGCAUACAAGCAUCCACUCCUCAGGGUAGUAACUAUGCACUAAAAAUGAACAGCCCCUCACAAAGCAGCCCCGGCAUGAACCCAGGGCAGCCAAACUCUAUGCUUUCCCCGCGGCAUCGUGUGAGCCCUGGAGUGGCAGGAAGCCCUCGCAUCCCACCCAGCCAGUUCUCCCCCGCAGGAAGCCUGCAUUCCCCCGUGGGAGUCUGCAGCAGCACAGGAAAUAGCCAUAACUACACCAACAGUUCCCUGAACGCGCUGCAGGCCCUCAGCGAGGGCCACGGUGUUUCUCUGGGAUCCUCGUUGGCUUCACCUGACCUAAAAAUGGGAAACUUACAGAAUUCCCCUGUGAAUAUGAAUCCUCCCCAGCUAAGCAAGAUGGGAAGUCUGGACUCUAAAGACUGCUUUGGACUAUACGGGGAGCAAUCAGAAGGUACAACUGGACAAGCAGAGAGCAGCUGCCAUUCAGGAGAACAGAAAGACAGUGGCGAUAGCAGCAUGCCACCGGUUGGCAGUGGCGAGAGACCUGAUGGACAGAAUAAACUGCAUGACGGAAAAAGCCAGACAAAGCUCUUACAAUUGCUGACCACCAAAUCAGAUCAGAUGGAGCCUUCACCUUUGUCCAGUACCAUGGGAGAUGUUAGCAAGGACUCCACGGGAGCGUUGCCUGGGUCUGGUUCAUCACACGGAACCUCGCUCAAGGAGAAGCAUAAAAUUUUGCACAGACUAUUGCAGGACAGUAGUUCUCCUGUAGAUUUGGCCAAGCUCACAGCAGAGGCCACAGGCAAAGAACUGAGCCAGGAGUCCAGUAGCACAGCUCCUGGUUCAGAGGUGACUGUUAAACAGGAGCCAGCGAGUCCUAAGAAGAAUAAUAAUGCACUACUUCGCUACUUGCUAGAUAAAGAUGAUACUAAAGAUAUUGGUUUACCAGACAUACCCCCAAAACUGGAGCGGUUGGACAGUAAGACAGACCCUUCCGGUAGCACAAAAUUAUUAGCUAUGAGGACAGAGAAAGAAGAGAUAAGCUUUGAGCCUAACGAACAGCCAGGCAGUGAAUUGGAUAACUUGGAGGAGAUUCUGGAUGACCUGCAGAACAGCCAGUUACCGCAGCUUUUCCCGGAUAGCCGCCCCGGAGCGCCAGCGGGCUCGGUGGACAAGCAAGCCAUCAUCAAUGACCUCAUGCAGCUCACCAGUGACAGCAGCCCCGGCUCGGCCGUGGCCGCCCAGAAACCAGCAAUGAGGAUUUCACAGAGCACUUUUAAUAACCCACGAGCAGGGCAACUGGGCAGGUUAUUACCAAACCAGAAUUUACCACUUGACAUCACACUGCAGAACCCAACAGGUGCAGGAACUUUCCCACCCAUAAGAACAAGCAGCCCCUAUUCAGUGAUACCUCAGCCAGGACUGAUGGGCAGGAAUGAAGGCAUGAUAGGAAGUCAAGGAGCCUUAGGCAACAGUAGCACAGGAAUGAUGGGUGGCAAUGCCCCUCGACCUGCCAUGACAUCUGGAGACUGGGGAAGCCAGGCUUCUGCUGUGAGGGUGACCUGCGCGCCCACCGCGACUGCCAUGAACAGGCCAGUGCAAGCGGGUAUGAUUCGCAACCCCACGGCCAGCAUCCCCUUGAGACCCAGCAACCAGCCUGGCCCCAGGCAGAUGCUUCCAUCUCAGGUCAUGAAUAUGGGGCCAUCUGAACUGGAGAUGAACAUAGGAGGACCACAGUACAGCCAACAACAGGCACCUCCAAAUCAGACUGCACCAUGGCCAGACAGCAUCUUGCCUAUAGAUCAGGCAACUUUUGGUAAUCAGAACAGGCAACCGUUUGGCAGCUCACCAGACGAUCUCUUGUGUAAUCAUCCUUCAGCAGAGUCACCAAGUGAUGAGGGUGCUCUCUUGGAUCAGCUUUACAUGGCAUUAAGGAAUUUUGAUGGUUUAGAAGAAAUCGACAGAGCUCUGGGAAUACCAGAACUAGUUAGCCAGAGCCAAGCUGUUGACCCAGAGACCUUCUCCAGCCAGGACUCGAGCAUCCUGAUGGAGCAGAAGGCUCCAGUCUUCUCGCAGCAGUACGCGGCGCAGGCUCAGAUGGCGCAGGGCAGCUACGCGCCCAUGCAGGACCCCAACUUCCACCCGCUGGGGCAGCGCCCGGGCUACGCAGCCCUGCGCAUGCAGCCCCGGCCCGGCCUGCGCCCCACCGGCAUCGUCCAGAACCAGCCCAACCAGCUGCGGCUCCAGCUGCAGCACAGGCUCCAGGCACAGCAGAAUCGGCAGCCACUGAUAAAUCAGAUCAGCAGUGUCUCCAAUAUGAAUCUGUCUUUGAGACCUGGCGUGCCAACACAGGGCCCUAUCAAUGCGCAGAUGCUGGCGCAGAGGCAGCGGGAGAUCCUGAGCCAGCACCUGCGGCAGCGACAGAUGCAGCAGCAACAGCAGCAGGUGCAGCAGCGCACGCUGAUGAUGCGAGGACAGGGCUUGAACAUGACCCCCAGCAUGGUGGCUGCUGGUGGCAUUCCAGCAACCAUGAGCAAUCCACGGAUCCCGCAAGCGAACGCACAGCAGUUUCCGUUUCCUCCAAACUACGGUAUUAGUCAGCAGCCUGAUCCAGGCUUCACAGGGGCCACCACUCCUCAGAGUCCACUGAUGUCCCCAAGACUGGCUCAUACGCAAAGCCCCAUGAUUCAGCAGUCUCAGGCUAAUCCUGCCUAUCAGUCCUCUACGGAAAUGAACGGGUGGGCACAAGGGAAUAUGGGUGGAAACAGCAUGUUUUCACAACAGUCCCCACCACAUUUUGGGCAGCAAGCAAGCACCAGCAUGUACAAUAAUAACAUGAACAUCAGUGUAUCCAUGGCAACCAACACAAGUGGUAUGAACAACAUGAACCAGAUGGCAGGGCAGAUCAGCAUGACCUCAGCGACCUCUGUGCCUACAUCAGGGUUGUCCUCCAUGGGUCCUGAGCAGGUUAAUGAUCCUGCUAUGAGAGGAGGCAAUCUUUUUCCAAACCAGCUGCCUGGAAUGGAUAUGAUAAAGCAGGACGGAGAUGCAACACGGAAAUAUUGCUGACCCUGAGGAUGGUUCGAUUGCUCCUUUCUUCAGCUGACUGGGCUUACAGCCCCAAAUCUUUACCGGUUUGAAGAGCUGUGUCUGUUUGUCAUGACCCAGCCGAGCUGCCAGCGCUGGUGGCAGCCGCUGCUGCCGCAGGACUCAGCCCCGCCUGCCCCAGGGAGCCGGGCGGUCCUGGCCCAAGAGCAGCCUCUUCUUUGACAGUCUGAAGCUCGCGGACAGACAGUUGCUCAGUCUGUUCACUGCAUUCACCUUAGUGCAACUUAGAUCUCUCCUGCGAAGUAAAUGUUGACAGGCAGUUUUCAUAAACCAUGUCAGAUUGAAUGUAUUUAAAUGUAUGUAUUUAAGGAAAAACAACCAUGCUCUCGUUCUGUUUCUGUUUAGUUCUAGACUUUGGUUUGGUUGGGUUUUGUUUUUGUUUUUUUUUGCUUUGUUUUCCCUGGCUUACUCAGUCUGGUGCAAAGGAUUCAGUUCCGUCUGAAAACUGGUGUUUUAGACUAAGGCCUGCAUUUUGGGGCGGAGAGGAGGCGUGGAGGAGGGUGUAGAAGCAACGUCUGGUGCACCUAGACACCUCCAACGAGCACGUUCCACUGACAACAAGUCAGAGAAGAUGAACCAAUGUAGAAAACUACACAGACCAAUUUUGAAUGGGGUUAAAGUUGUAAAACAGAUGAAAAUUACCCUGUGAGAGGGCUGUUUAUAAGGGGUGUUUUGGUUGGGUUUCAUGGUAAUGUUUAUAAUGCAAGUCAUGAAUACAAAAAUACAAGUUGGUUACAUUUGUUUCUGAUUAAAUUCCUGGCAAUCAGCAAAAUCUGAUUUUUGUAAUCUGGCUCUCCUGACUUCUGUCAUCUUCCUCUUCUUUCUAAUAGAAUUAAAAAAAAAAAAAAACAACAACAACAACAACAAAAAAAAAUAAAAAAAGGUUACCCCUUUAUUUCCCUGGGUGUGUUUCCAGCAAUCUGGAUGGCCAGUUACUGGGUGCUGAACAGCGAAGUUCAAUGGUGAUGCAUGUACUGAUUAUGGUAGUGGCAGAAUUGGUGCAUAAUAUCAAAUAGCUCAAGAUACCUGCUUUAAAGCAUGAUUAUUAUGGGUCCCAUCCCCUUAACUGGGAAAAUAACAGUUCCUGUAAUACCUAUAGCAGAUAUCACUACAGACUUCACCACUAUCGUGUGUUUCUGAUUAUUUUAAAGCAGUGUGAACUACAAGGACGUUUUGUAAGGUACACACAAUCCAGUUUAUAUGUAAACAAGCAAUAAUUUAAGUUGGAAACUUAAGUGUUUUACUUGUAUAAUUUUUGUGAGAUAUACAUGUUGUGAAGUUGAUUCCAAAUGAGGUACUUCAGUAUUAAAUUAGAUAUCUUCUUAGCCGUGUGUGUCUCCUGGAAAAGUGUUUUGUAGAGGAUCACAAAGCCUUGAUUAGACCUAAUUUGUAGGCUUGAGACUUCUCGUUUUCUAAACGUUGUGAUUCUGCUCAUAAUGUCAUUUAACUAACCUAUAUUAUAUGCAGCCACUGUAGGAACCAGUUCUUGAUUUUUGUAUGUUUAUAUCCUUUCGUAACAAAUCUUAGAAAAACUGUUACUAAGCAGGCCACUGUUAGGGAGCAGGGUUUUUUCUUGCCCACUGUGGUUGGAAUAAUCUUUUAGUAAACUGACACCAGUUUCUGAGGACUUUAAAUACUAAGAAGUUGAUGGUUUUGACCUCUGUUUUCUUUCUGCUGACCCCCGAUCCACAAACUCGCUAACCUGAAUGCAGAUUUUUGGAUGUCGUGUAAAAUGCAAUGCAUUUUGUAAUAGCUCAUCAGCCAUGCCUUUUAGGAGUUAAAGGUUUAUUCUGUUGCCAUUUAAUGUGCUUUGGUUUUCAGGUAGGAGUUCAAAUAAAAUAGCAGCCUUGCUAUAUUAAGGCUGAGGAAACUAUGAUAAAGAUGUUUCCAAAUAGGCUGUUUCUGUAGAAGACUUUUGAUGAAAGCCCAGGAAAUGUACAGUUGUGUUUGCCCCUAAGGAGGGCAGCGCCACCAUUCUAGAGAAACAACAUUUUUCAGCUGUCACUGUUCUGUUACCAAUUCAAACAGAAUAUUUAUUCAGCUGAGCCAUCCUCUUUACCUGCUGAUGGGAAACCAAAAUAACCAUCAGCCCUGAGAUCUGCAGCCUCAUUCCUACAGCACGAUUUUUGUUAAACUUGCAUUAUAUAUCUGACAAAAAGUGGCUUAUAUAAGAUAUAUAUAAAUUUGAAGGAAUUAACUUGAUGCACCUCAAAGUGUAAAUGAGUUUUAAAAUAAUUUACUUUCCAUUCAUUCUCUUGGUUCUUAAUGGUAACCUCUUCAGAUAGAUUAUUCUUUUUCACAGUGGACAAAAUAGUUUAAAUUUGUCCCAUUUCACGAGAGACCUGCGAACCCUUAUCAUCUGUAGUGAUUAUGAUACUUCAUCAUCCAUUGCCACUUGGAAAGGAAGGAGAUUGUACCUAUCACUUUGGCUCCAUUUGGGUUCAUCGUGACUUUAGUCGUCUUCUAACUAAUGAAAGAGAAAAGUGAGUGAAGGAAUCUUCUGAUCAUAUUGAUCACUAUGGAAACAAAAAAAAAGCCAAAUCAAUUCCCUUCAUUAUCAGUACUUUUCAUCGUGUAUACAGUAAAUUUGUCGGAGAAAGUACUUGGAUUUUGUUUAACAGAACAAUUAAUCAGUGUUCUACUUACUAAAUGUGAAAGGCGCAUAAUGUGAAAAAUAAGCAUAUAUACAUGGUCAUGCGACCCGUUUAAGUGUUCAUGUAAUGUGGUAAGUUUAAAAAGUGAAGUGAGCUGUUUUGCUACAAUGAAUUAAUUUGUACUCGAUCUUUAAAAUAUUGUCCCACACCGGUAUCCCUUUGGGCCUGUAUUAAUUAAAAGCAAUGUUUUUGCAGUUUAUACAAUACAUUUUUUAAUCUUUGUUUAAAAGCGGAAUUCAUAUGAGCUUAACAGAUGAAAUGGGUGGCACAGCUCCACUUGCAGAACCCAAAGAUACACAAUCAGUUUUGAAAUGCAACUUAAGCCAUUAAUUGUUGGUGUGAAUUUAAAAGUUUUCUAGUAUUUGUAUGGUAGUAUGCUGCCUAAGAGCAAAAGCAUUCUCUGCACAGAAGAAAAUUUACUGUAGUGGCUUUGAUUUUAAUUAGAAUUUUCUCCCUGGUGUUUCUUUGUAGACUAAAACAAAACCUUUUAAGUUUCUUACUACAGGUAAAAGCUAUGUGCAAGAACCUCAAAAUGCUAAAAUCUAGCAUAAUGCCUUAGAUCUGUUUUUAAGUCUUGUAUAUUCCUACAUAGCUGUCUGAUGUAUUAUAUUUGUAUAGUGAAUUGUGUACAAUUUUGGAAUAAGUGCAUCAUCACUUAAUCUUUAUGUUGUUCAAUAGAGAUGAUGGACACAUUUCUUCAAGCAUUUACUGUCAUUCAGUUUUUUCCCUUUAUGUCAUUUGUGGGUUUUAUUUGUACAGUUCAUCAUGAAAUUGCAUCUGAGAUGUGUGUAUAUGAAAAGAUUAUACAAGGGUAAAAUUAAGCAAUAUAUAAACUAUGGUUCUUCAGGAGAAAGCUUACAGUGUUUCAGGUUGUGAUUUAUUUUCAAAACGGAGUUGACUCUGAACAUCACUUUGUUCACCUGCAUUGAUGUUUGUAUUUCUAGUGUGAGCAGUUUAUGCAAAGGUAGAUAUAUUCAGAGAAAUUUUAAAUACAUUUAUGCAAGUUAAUAUUGCUUUGCUGAUGCUAUUUGCUUAUUUGAUGUUAAAUAAUGCUAUUGUAAAUAAAGAAUUCUGUUGUUAUUGCAUCAUUUAAUAAAUUUUAAUGCCUUCGGGUUUUACAUGGCUUUAGAGAUUUCAA